AUGGCCAAUUUAUUUUUGGACGAGUAUGAACAUUGUGAUACUAGAAUAAUGUAUUCUUCACAGAAUAUUCCAGGUCCGGGCGCCGAUUUAGACAGUUUCAAUUGUCAGAUCGCGUUGAAAUGCGCGUGUUCUGCAAAAUGUAGUGAGGGUUGUGCAUGUUUAGUUGAUUCUGGUGUCAAUUAUGAUAGUUGCGGUAGGCUUUUGGGUGAAAAAUUCUCCAUGAAUUCGGCGGGUGUGAUCGAAUGUGGUACGGAGUGUAAUUGUGGUGAAACUUGUGGUAAUAGAGUUGUACAGCGUGGACCAGUUAGUGGUUUAGAGGUGGUUGCCGUAGGUGGUAAGGGUCUGGGUUUGAUGCGAAAUCAAGAUCUGAGAAGAGGUGACUUCAUUUGUGAAUAUGCUGGUGAAGUAAUUGGGAAGAGUGAGGCCAAAAUGCGAGCCAACAAGUCGGGAACUGAUGCUAUGAACUAUAUUUUUGUACUAGAAGAGCACAGUGGGCAGAAUGUUGUCGAAACAUUUGUCGAUCCCACCUGUAUUGGAAACAUUGGACGGUAUAUUAACCAUUCGUGCAAUCCGAACGCGGCGAUUGUUCCAGUGAGGUUUGAUUCGCUUGAGCCGCACUUGGCCAUAUUCGCCCUCACCGACAUUGGCAGCGGCUGCGAGAUUACCUACAGCUAUUCACAAGGAGAGCAUAGUUAUGGUAAGAUUCCAUGUUUGUGCGCUGAAGAUAAUUGUAACAAGUUUAUUCCAUUCAAUCCUAAUCUUUUUUAA
Messenger RNA from Nilaparvata lugens (brown planthopper), 768 nucleotides. RefSeq names its product histone-lysine N-methyltransferase SETMAR. The transcript has a single exon. Gene Ontology annotation, molecular function: protein binding; zinc ion binding; histone H3K9 methyltransferase activity. Gene Ontology annotation, cellular component: nucleus. Lineage: Eukaryota; Metazoa; Arthropoda; Insecta; Hemiptera; Delphacidae. The record is from RefSeq and is a predicted model, not a curated record. The coding region runs from base 1 to 768 and encodes 255 amino acids.